CUCUUCCAAGAGGGAACAGGGGCACAAGGUCAGCAGUAGUCAGUGGAAAAGGAGAGGUCAUCUCAGCAACAGCUUGCAGCCUUCUAAAUGUGGUACCCUGCCGCCUCGGGCGCCUUCCCGAGGCAGGCCGGCCCCGGAACGGCAGGCAGGGCCGGCGCUGUCGGCCGGAGGCAGCGGGGAGCGCUCAAAAUGGCGGCGGGCCGGGUGUUCGCCUUCCGCGACGCGCGCUGGGCCCCGGACCCGGUGCUGGCGCCGAGCCUGGCCGUGCGGAGCCCGCAGCCGGUGCCGCUGGUGAUCGACAACGGCUCCUUCCAGACGCGGGCGGGCUGGGCGGCCGCCGACCCCUCCGUCCCCGCCGAGCCCCUGCUGCGGUUCCGUUCGCUGGCGGCUCGCAGCCGCGGAGCCCGCGGCGGGGCCGGCGCUGAGACUCAGGUGGGCAACGACCUGGGCAGCCCCGAGCCGCUGCGCUGGCUGCUCCGCUCGCCCUUCGACCGCAACGUGCCCGUCCAGCUGGAGCUGCAGGAGCUGCUCCUCGACCACGUCUUCCAGCGCCUCGGCGUCUCCUCGCAGGGUUGUGUUGAUCAUCCCAUUGUUUUGACAGAAGCAGUGUGCAAUCCGCUAUAUUCGAGGCAAAUGAUGUCAGAGCUCCUCUUCGAAUGUUAUCAGGUUCCGAAAGUGUCCUAUGGUGUAGAUAGCUUGUAUAGUUUUUACCACAACAGAAGCCAGAACUGGCCCUGCAGUGGUUUGGUGAUAUCUUCAGGUUAUCAGUGUACGCAUAUUUUGCCGGUCUUAGAAGGCAGGUUGGAUGCUAAAAACUGCAAACGUAUUAAUAUUGGAGGGUGUCAGGCAGCUGUAUAUCUUCAACGCCUCCUACAGCUGAAAUACCCUGGACAUUUUGCUGCCAUCACUCUCAGUCGCAUGGAGGAAAUACUUCAUGAGCAUAGCUACAUUGCAGAAGACUAUAUCGAAGAACUACAGAAGUGGCGGUCCCCAGAGUACUAUGAGAACAAUGUGCACAAGAUGCAGCUGCCUUUUUCUAACAAGCUACUGGGAAGCACCCUGACAUCCGAGGAAAAGCAGGAGAGGAGACAGCAGCAAUUGCGUAGGCUUCAAGAACUCAACGCGCGCCGUAGAGAAGAGAAGCUGCAACUCGACCAAGAGAGGCUGGACAGACUACUGUAUGUACAGGAGCUUUUAGAAGAUGGUCACAUGGAUCAAUUCCACAAAGCUUUGGUGGAGCUGAACAUGGACUCUGCAGAAGAACUUCAAUCUUAUAUCAACAAAUUGAGCCUGGCCGUUGAACAAACAAAGCAAAAAAUCCUACAGGCAGAAGUCAAUAUUGAAGUGGAUGUUGUGGACAGCAAACCAGAGACCCCUGAUUUGGAUCCACUGGGCAGUGAACAGUCACUGGAGGAUGUGGAAAGUAUUAACGAGUUUGAACCUUUAUUUGCUGAGGACCAGCCCGAAGUUGAGAAGCCUGUUGCUACAGUACAGCCCGUGUUUAACCUGGCAGAGUACCACCAACUCUUUCUUGGCACUGAAAGAAUCAGGGCUCCGGAGAUUGUCUUCCAGCCCUCCCUGAUAGGAGAAGACCAGGCUGGUAUAGCAGAAACUAUGCAAUAUGUCCUUGAGAGGUAUCCAAAGGAGCAACAAGCUAUUCUUGUCCAGAAUGUUUUUCUCACUGGUGGAAAUGCGAUGUACCCUGGACUGAAAGCCAGAGUUCAGAAAGAACUCCUCGAAAUGAGGCCGUUCCGGUCAUCUUUUCAGGUUCACCUUGCCUCCAGCCCUGUUUUAGAUGCCUGGUAUGGGGCUAGGGACUGGGCAGUGGAACACGUGACCCGUGAGGAAGGCUGGAUAACCAGAAAGGACUAUGAAGAAAAAGGGGGAGAAUAUCUCAAGGAACACUGUGCUUCAAAUGUUUAUGUUCCCAUCAGACUUCCGAAGCAGGCCCCACGGACUACAGAGGCAUUAGCACCCAGCAGAGCACUGACAUCUAGUACGGGCAAUCCUUGCGAGCAGGUGUAGCACAGAGCCUUUGCCACAGUCCCCCAGAGGGAGAUAAAAGUGCAAAGAGACGAGUUUACUGUGUUUGUGCAGUCUGAGCUGUGUAUGGAGCACAGACCUCAGCACAAAGCAUCUCAUCCAGCCCCUCGAAGGGGGAAACGAGCGAGCUGCUCUGGGGCAUCAGCUGGCUCGGUCAUAGCACUUGCCACAUGCAGUGCUGCUUCUGCAUAGCACGGGAGUAUGAGUCGGCCAGGAGGGACACAGGAAAAGUGCAUUCCGGAGAAAAAUACAGUCUUAGGAACUUUCAUAGUAAGACUCAGGGGAUUUUGCAAAUGUUUUACAUUUUUUUAUUAAAACUUACUGGUUGUA
Messenger RNA from Cygnus olor (mute swan), 2373 nucleotides. It is a transcript of the gene ACTR5, whose product is annotated as actin related protein 5. NCBI's taxonomy places the organism in Eukaryota, Metazoa, Chordata, Aves, Anseriformes, Anatidae. Gene Ontology annotation, cellular component: cytoplasm; Ino80 complex. The transcript has 10 exons. The record is from RefSeq and is a predicted model, not a curated record. Bases 88 to 2025 code for a protein of 645 amino acids. Gene Ontology annotation, biological process: regulation of DNA-templated transcription.